Trichoderma reesei QM6a is the source of this 4691-nucleotide messenger RNA. RefSeq names its product cis-Golgi transport protein particle complex subunit. Bases 1 to 4656 code for a protein of 1551 amino acids. Lineage: Eukaryota; Fungi; Ascomycota; Sordariomycetes; Hypocreales; Hypocreaceae. The transcript is spliced from 3 exons. Gene Ontology annotation, cellular component: TRAPPII protein complex. The record is from RefSeq and is a predicted model, not a curated record. Gene Ontology annotation, biological process: early endosome to Golgi transport; intra-Golgi vesicle-mediated transport.
AUGGAUCAGCAGACGUCGACGUCAACGGUAACAGUCGAGUACUUCGAUCCCCACGAUGUGUUCAAGCUCCUCGCCCCGGGGCUCGUCCCGCGGCUGCCCCUUCACAACCUCAACUGGCAGUCCCACUCCGGGCCGCUGAGGUCCAUCGACACGCUGCAUGUCGAGCUGAUCCGCGGCAAUCUCGAGGUGCCAGAGGCCACCCUGUCGCCGUCAGGGCGGCGCUCGGGCAGCAUCUCGCGGGGGUCCGACGGCUUGCGGUCUCGCAGUGUUAGUGUCUCUACGGAAUCCGGACGAGCGCCGCCCUCGCUUCGAUCAAAGGCCAGCGGGAAUCUGCGGCGACACCAGAUCCCGGGGCUGCGCCGCACGCCGUAUCUGAAGAUGCUGCUGGUCCGGUGCGAUGACAACGACUCCUACAAGAACUCGGUGCGAGCCGAGGUGCGCGAGUGGGUCAAGGUGCACACGACGCCCGCGAGUACAUCGAAGAAAGGGAGCGGCCAGGAGAAUCACGAUGCCUUUGAAUGGCUCAUUGUCCAUGUUGUCAUACCCAACACGGUGGCUUCGACCCAGCCGAGAAGCAGCGGGAGGUCAGAUUCGGCGGAGAAGAGCACAGCAUCCCGAUGGCGCCCUGGGACGACCCCCUUGCUGGAGAAGCUCCGAGCAGACUUCAACGCCACCACCAAGGGAUCCCAGGACCACGUCGCGCAGAUAAGGAUCGGGAUCAAUGAUGUGCCGUACGACCUCUUGCCCAGGGUUGUUCCAGCGGUGCCCACAGGCUACACGGAAACGGAACUCGACGCCGAGAACGCCUGGAAUGACUUGAUCGCAAAGAUGAAGAGCCUCAUCCUGGCCUCGUUUGACAUGCGAGUGACCCAGUACGAGGAGGACAUUCGGGAAAAGGACGCCCAGCGAACUCUGCCCGGCUGGAACUUUUGCACCUUUUUCAUUCUCAAAGAAGGACUAGCGAGGGGGUUCGAGAGCGUUGGGCUCGUGGAGGAUGCUUUGGUUGGGUAUGAUGAGCUCAGCGUUGGACUGGACACGAUUCUUCACGAGCAGCUCGAAUCGGGCCAGCCGGAGAGGCAUGGUGGUGAAAUGCUUGCUUAUACGGAAGGGCUCAGGGAAAUGGCCGAGAAAGCACUCGAAAUCACAGCCGAAUACAGCAGUGAUGGUGGCAGCGAUGCCGAGUCCAAGACACUCAAGGCCAAGGGACCCAACUUUGACCAGAUAGCCAUAAGCUCGACAGCAAAGGCCUACCGAGACAUGAUUCUGGCGAACAAGGUGUCGGUAUUCGACUUCAGAUGCUACAUCUUUUCCCGCCAGAUCGCAUUGCUGCUGAGGCUGGGCCAUGCGCUCUCGUCCAAAGAAGAGCUCAUAGCCAUGCUGAAGAGCCAGCAGGAGUCUAUCCUCUACGGCGAAGCACCCCUGGCACCGCCGCCGCCAAAUCACAAGGACGAGCCGGAGAACCUCACCACGUUUGCAGAGAUAUGUCAGCGGACACUGCAAUUCAUCCCAUCGGUGUCUCAGAUACUGCGGCGAGAUGUGAUUCUGGGAUUAACAGCCAGUAAGACACCGAGUCGCAAACCACAAAAACUGAGCCCCUUGGUGGAAGAAACAGUCGACAACAUGGUGGCUUCAUUUGCCUUUUCAGUUGCCCAGCAAAUCCUCGCUCAAACCUCGACGAAAGCUCUGCCGAUUCCGCCAUCCUCCUUGUCAUAUGGGGACGGACUGGAGCAGAAGACCUCCAUCCCAGAGCCCAAGACUAUGAUUCACCCAGCUCGGAACUCAUCACUUUCUCCGAGAAGCGGCAUUCCACCCACUCCGCUCAGCCCCGGCUUCUUUCCUGGGCCCGGCAGGAAAUUCCCGACAGACGAGGAUGCUCAGGGCACUAAAACGUUUGUGAAGAAUGGCUUGGAGGAUUUGGCAGCGCGGCGGGCUGAGCUGUACAUGCUUUCCAGAAGCAUCCUUUCGAGCCUUGGUAAGAAGCGUGGCUGGAGCGACGGCUGGGACGAAGCUCCCUUGGUUGGAGGAAUUGGCUUCGACAACAUGGAGGAUGUCGACCUGAACGACGAUGACAGGGCCGACGACGAUGGUGAAGGUGACGAGGGUGACGCUUCUACCUCGUCUAAGGAGACAUACACCCCCUCGAUGGCCGGUAUCGACAAUCCCGUGCUACGGACGGCCAUUGACAACACCGAUGACUUCUAUCGCCUGUAUGAAAUACUCACGGAUAAAGCCAUGCGACACUUCACGGUGGCGAACCAUGACCAUGCGGUUCACUCGAGCAUGGCAGAUUUAGCCGUCUUGAAGGUUCACUUGAAGGACUACAAGGCUGCCUCGUCCUACUUUUCGCUCACCACUCCCUUCUUCGGCGAAAGUGGUUGGAGCCUGCUGGAGCUGUCUAUGCUCAUCAUGUACUGCCAAUGCCUGGAUGAGAUCAAUCCAAAGGGCGAACAUGUCGGCGUUGCCCUGAAGCUGCUGACCAAGUACUGCGCUGCCGAGAAGGAACGGCUGCAGAAGAAGUCGGGCUUGAUCCGCUUCUCGCAGAGCAAGACGUAUCCCGAAGCUUGGCCCGUCACUGGCAUCGUCGAGAAGCUCACUCGUCUAGCCAGAUCACUCUCCAAGGAGGUCAAAGUUCCGCUGGAGAACUUCCUCAUGGAUGUUGAGUUGGAUGGCUUUCCGGUGUACGACGACAACCAAGACGGCUGCUCGCUGAAUAUCAGUCUCAGGAGCUUGCUGCCAGAAGAAAUCUCCUUUGACUCUGCAAGGUUGCGAAUCACGGCUGUCGACGAAGGGCCAAGCAGAGAACGGCUCUUCGAGGCGGCAGCAGGCUCACCAAUCAUCCUGAAACCUGGCAAGAACAAGAUACGAGUGAGCUGCCGAUCUGUGGUUUCGGGACGCUACAGGAUCGACCGCCUUGUCCUCUCCACCAAGAAUCUCGUCUUGCACUUUGAGCGGGAUGUCAAGAACGCGUCAAGUAGCACCACGGACAUAUUCAAGCAUGCGGACGUUAUGCUCUUCCAGCGCGCGAGCGCGUUUGACUUUUCCAUGUGUGCCACGAAGCAAACGUCGCUUGACAAGAACAAUUCCAUCGACUUGGUCAUACACACCGGAUGGAACGCUCUCAAGAAAUGCGAGAUCCGAGUGAAGCCAGCAACUGGGGGCUUGCGCUUCCUGACUACGGAAGCGGCGUUUGUGGACUCGUCGAUGCAGUUUGCAAAGCCUCCCGAGGCUGGAGUCUUUCACAUGGACGCCAUUGGUGCGAACGAGGUGGUCACCAUACGAUUCCCAUACUCGGUGGAGCAAGAUGUGGCAGACAUUUUUGCCAAAAUCGAAGCUACGUAUAUUACAGAAGCCGACGAGACAUUCUCCCUGGCCAAAUCCGUGGCAGUCCACGUGGCUCUGGCUCUGGGCGUCAAUGUUCAGGACGUCUUCAAGCACGAAGCGCUCUUUUCCCGGUUCAAUGUGUCGACAGCCUCCGCCAGCCCUCUGCGGCUCUACAAGAGCGAGCUCCUCAAGUCGGAGCUCUUCGACUCUGUGUUUGGAGUGCCCUCCAGCAGCCCUGUCUUUAUAUUUCCGAAGCAACCAGCGAGCCUGCUGUACAAGGUGAAGAGAAUUCCAGGGGCCAAGGCGGGCAAAAGGGGUGGUAGGACCAUGUACCUGAAGCUCGAUUACACCUCACUGGAAGCUGAGAUGGAAGAGCUGGUCAGGCGGUCUCUAACGGAGGCCUUGGAGACAACGAGCCUGACGCAAUACACGAAGCAUGUGGUGGCAACGGCCUGGCGCGAGCUCAAGUCCAAGAUGGUGCCGCGAGACCUGGAACAAGCUACUCUGAUGGGAGAGAUGAUGACCACCAGCUUGAGGGAUGUGGUGUGGGAGAGGCACUUUGCAGGGAUCGGAGGAGCGCCUGGGGUUGGCGAGCGUGCGGCCGAAGAGCUGUCAGCCUUUCUACGAAGCUGGCAGAAGGCCAACGGCCGUCUCGUCAUUCCACGAGAAGGCAUAGUCGAGCCGUCGUCGAUCCUCAUCCCCGUGGAAAUUCCAGCCUUACCCGUGCUGCACACGGCAGAUAUCCGGCUGCAGAGCUCAAUUCCCAGUCCCGUCAAGGACAGCACCAGCGCAGGGCUGCCAACGGUGUGCACGAACCAGAUGCUGCCAGCGACGCUGCACCUCAAGUGGACGCGGAUCUGGGACGCGGACGCGGCAGCGCGCAGCGACCAAGAGUUUAGCUAUGAGGUCACGGCGCCCGCAGACACCUGGCUACUGGGCGGCCGGCGGAAGGGCCACUUUGUGAUCCCCGGCCCGUCGGCGUCAUCGCCGGCGGAGACGAUGACGUCUUCGGCAGCGACGGAGGCUGAGAUCCCGCUCAUCAUGAUUCCGCUGCGGGAGGGCUGGCUGCCGUAUCCGCUGGUCGAGAUUAGAGAGGUGGUGAAUGCGGACGGGGAUGGAGGAGGAGGGGCAGGAGCAGGUGCAGGAGCAGGAGCAGGAGGGCAGGCGACGGCGUUGGGAUGCGAGGUCGAUUUGCGGAAUCUGGGCGAGACGGUGCGCGUGGUGGGAGACAGGAGCGGCAUGACGGUGAGCCUGGACGCGAGCGGGCCGGGGGGAGGGCCGCUGGUGUUUGAGAGCGAGCGGCUACCUGGCUUCAGGGGCAAGAUAAUCGAGUGAUGGCAUCAUGCGAUGUUGAUCCGCAGGGGUUUCAA